This is a messenger RNA of Sabethes cyaneus, 672 nucleotides long. RefSeq lists its product as uncharacterized. NCBI's taxonomy places the organism in Eukaryota, Metazoa, Arthropoda, Insecta, Diptera, Culicidae. Bases 138 to 554 code for a protein of 138 amino acids. The record is from RefSeq and is a predicted model, not a curated record. The transcript has 2 exons.
UUCUUUCUAAGUGUCGCAGUUUGUCGCUGAAACUAGCGUUGUGGCGAGUUAAGCGGGUUUGUAUCCGAGAGCGUUGAGGUUCGUGGCAGGACCAAUAAGUUUUCUGUUCUAUUCGAGUUAUUUCAAAAUGUAGCACCAUGAAGUACCAGCAGUGCGUAAUUGAUCUCGCGAUCGUGCUGGUUACAAUUCCAUCAUUAGUCGCUGUAGCGCUGCUGUUGGACUACACGAUGAACCAAAACGAUUGGUCGGAUGAAUUUGGGACUCAGCUCAUAGUAUUGGGUCUUGCUGCGGCUCUGUUUGUGAUUUGUAUCAUGAUAACAUUAUAUCUAACGCAUCGAAUUGGAACCUGCAUGUGGGCUGGGCCGCUGCACGUAAAUGAAGUAUCGAUAUUUACCGUGCAGCAGGACAUAGAGCGAGCCUGCCCACCACCGGAUUACGAUACUACUCUUCUAUCUCCGCCAUCGUAUGAGAAACUGGACAAGUACCUAUUAAUCGAUGAACCUCCACCAUCGUACGCAGCAUCAGUAGCGUCCUUGGAGGGGGCACAUAUCUGAUAAAGCACGUAGAUCUUUGGCCGAUAUUGUAUUUCAUCGGGUCGAUGAAACUGUAUUCAAAUUAGUGACGUAAUGCGAGAUCUAGCGAGAUAAUAAAAGCGAUUGUUUACGCUCUGCU